Miscanthus lutarioriparius is the source of this 237-nucleotide messenger RNA. NCBI's taxonomy places the organism in Eukaryota, Viridiplantae, Streptophyta, Magnoliopsida, Poales, Poaceae. The record is from the annotation of a GenBank genome assembly.
AUGGCGUCGCAGCAGGCGGAGAAGGCGGCGGAGCUGCAGGACCCCGAGAUCCGGGUGGGGAUAACAAGGGCGGCACCGGCGGGACCAGCCUCGAGGCCCAGGAGCGCCUCGCCGAAGGGAGGGCGGAGCCGCACGGCGGAGUCCGGCAAGGAGCGCGCCGAGAAGGAGGGUGGCGUGCUCAUCGAGCCCGACGAGAAGCAGCUCCAGGAGGCCAUGAAGGACAUCGGACGCAACUGA